AUGACGUUUGAAGAAAAGCCUGAGAGCCUUGUAGAUGAGAACCAGAUGUACCUAGGUGCGAGGCAUCAGGCAAACGGGAAACCAGGAGAAAGUGGGAAAGCCAAGUUCUCUGCAAGGCAGGAGGCAAAUGAGAAAUGCGACUUGCCCAGAAAAAGCCUCAACAGGUACAGCUGGCAGGAGAUCCAGAGACACAGUCAGGAGACUGACCAGUGGCUGGUGAUCAAUCGCAAGGUCUACGAUGUUACUGGCUGGGCGGACAGGCAUCCCGGUGGGCGCCCGGUCCUCAACUACUACGCUGGGGAAGACGUCACGGAUGUCUUCAGAGCCAUGCAUCCGGACCCUGACAUUGUGCGGUUGUACCUCAAACCACUGCUCAUCGGAGAGCUUGCUCUAGAAGAGCCCAAUCAGGAGAGAAACAAAAAUUCCCAGUUGGUGGAAGAUUUCCAAGAACUGUGGAGGACAUUAGAGACCAUGAAUUUGUUCCAUGCCAACCUGGGGUUCUUCUUCCUUCACCUCGCCCAGGUCUUGAUUUUGGAAGCCCUGGCUUGGGUAAUAGUGUGGCAUUUUGGCAGUGGCUGGCUUGUCACAAUAUUCAUUUCUUGUCUUCUCACGGUUGCUCAGGCUCAGAGUGGAUUUCUGCAACAUGACAUGGGACACCUAUCCAUAUUUAAGAAGUCCAAGUGGGAUCACCUGUUGCAAAAAUUUGUGAUGGGUCAUCUCAAGGGCCUAUCUGUAAAAUGGUGGAAUAACCAGCACUUCCAACACCAUGUCAAAACAAAUAUCUACCUCAAAGACCCAGAUAUUGAUGUAGAACCAUUUCUUGUUAUUGGAGAUUUACAACCUGUCAAGUAUGGGAAGAACAAAAUCAAAUUCAUCAACUACGAGAAGCAGCACCUGUACUUCUGCACGGUUGGGGUCCACCUUUUCAUGCCGGUAGCUUUGAACCUGAAAUCCAUGAAAGAGAUGUGCCGGAGAAGGUGCUGGGAGGACAUCGCCUGGGUCAGCAGCUCUUACAUUCGCUAUUUCAUCACAUUUGUUCCUUUCUUUUUUUUUUUUUUUACUUUUUUUUUUUUUACAUUUGUUCCUUUCUAUGGAAUCUUUGGAACCUUGGGGCUCAUGUGCUUAGUCAACUUUCUUGAGAGUCCGUGGAUUGCAUAUGUUACCCAGAUGAGCCACAUACCAAUGAAAAUAAGCAAAGAGGAGAACCAGGACUGGUUCAGCACUCAGGUCUUGGCCACCUGUAAUGUUGAACAGUCCUUUUUCAAUGACUGGUUCACUGGGCACUUGAACUUCCAAAUUGAGCACCAUCUGUUUCCCACAAUGCCACGCCAUAAUUACCACAAGGUGGCACCUCUGGUGAAGUCACUGUGUGCCAAGCAUGGACUGCCGUAUGUGAACAAGCCCAUGUUGAAGGCAUUUGGAGAUAUUGCCAGGGCCCUGAAGAAGUCUGGAGCCCUCUGGAAGGAGGCUUACCGCACGCAUCCACAAACAUAA
This is a messenger RNA of Cervus elaphus (red deer), 1494 nucleotides long. Its product is annotated as fatty acid desaturase 2-like protein FADS2B. NCBI's taxonomy places the organism in Eukaryota, Metazoa, Chordata, Mammalia, Artiodactyla, Cervidae. Gene Ontology annotation, cellular component: membrane. Gene Ontology annotation, molecular function: oxidoreductase activity, acting on paired donors, with oxidation of a pair of donors resulting in the reduction of molecular oxygen to two molecules of water. Bases 1 to 1494 code for a protein of 497 amino acids. Gene Ontology annotation, biological process: lipid metabolic process. The transcript is spliced from 12 exons. The record is from RefSeq and is a predicted model, not a curated record.